AUGUAUUGUCCGGGCAACGUUUUUCCCGCGUACCAGCUGGCGGGUUAUUGGGUGGAGCAUUCUGACAUCGGGGGCCUCAGCCACUAUUCGGUGUUCUCUUGCCGCGACGCCUCACGAUGUCUAGCUGGUGACCCUGGACAGUGCAAUGUUGGGCGCACCGGGCGCGCCUGUGCCGAUUGCUUUCGUGGCUAUGCCUCAGAUGUGGACGGCUCGUGCAAGCCCUGCGACGCUUUGUCUAUGUGGCCCUUCCUCCUGCUUCCGAUUGUGAUGCUGGGCCUGCUGCCGCUGCUAGUGGCAGCCAGCAUUCUCAUGAGCCGAGCGCGGCGGGUGGCCGUCAGCAUCUUUAUCGUCUGUGUGAUCUUCGGGCAACUGGUAGUGUGCCUGCAGUCCCUCGAGGCCAUCUAUCAAUUCGAGAUCACCUGGAUCGACCCCGCGAGGGCCGUUUUGUCCUCGCUGGCCAUCUUCAGUUUGGACAUCGAGUUCUCCUGCAUCUUGGACCCGCAGAGCCACGUCGUAGAGUACGGCUCGCAGCUCUUGGCCUACCCGGCGGUGCUUCUCGGGACCGUCGGCUUCUGGCUACUCGCCAGGUGGGUCAAGCGGCCGAUCAGUUUCAACUCCUUCCUAAACCUACACGGCGUGCUGCUGGUGGCACUGCUGACGGCUAUGUCCCUCACCGCAAUGCGGCCCUUCCAGUGCCGCCCAAACCCCAACGGCCUGCAUACGAUGUCCACGCGCACGGACGUCAUCUGCUGGAGCCCGGAGCAUGGGCCUUUGGUGGUGCUGGCCUCUUUGGGCAUCCUCGCUUACCCCGUGGCAAUCCUCUCCACCAUCGCCUUCCUGACGUGGAAGUAUCCUACUUGGCUUCGGUCGGGCGGAGGCCUGGAGGUGCUGGAGAAGUACAAGUUCCUCUUCGGCCGCUUCCGACCCGAGCGCUACUACUACGCUCUGCUGCUUUCCGCGCACAACAUGGUGGUGGCCUUGAUCCCCGCAGCUUUGGUGGCGGCACCCGCGCUGCAGGUGGGCAUCAUGGGCGCGGUGAUCUGCACGAAACUAACGGCACAGAGCCUUCUCUGGCCCUGGCGCAGCGACGUGGCCAACUACAACGACCUGGUCCUCUCCACUGCGCUGCUGAUCCUGUUGCUCCUCGCGUCUCCACUGCUGCGCCUGAACCAGACGGACACCAGCUUCCUGGUAGCGGUGCUGCUCGCUUGCGUGCUCUGCGUCUUGCCUUUGGCAGCGCUCUCCUCGGCCUGCAUGGCUGUCUCCGUGCGCUUGCGGUCCCAGAGCAAGUACGAUGCCUUCCUCUGCCACCACAAGGCAGGUGCCGGGGCCUUGUGCCGCUUCUUCAAGCUGAUCGUGCACAAGUACGGCCGCAUGAACAUCUUCCUGGACUCCGACGAGCUUGACGACCUCGCCCGCAUCUUCGAGAUCGUGAGCUCCGACACGCGGUGCCUCGUGGCCGUGCUCACACCCGAGCUGCUGCAGCGCAUGUGGUGUGCAGGGGAGAUGACGAGUGCCCGGAAGUACGGCAUCCCCAUCAUCCCGCUCUAUUGCGAUGGCUUCGCCUUCCCGGACGAAGACUGCAUCAACAAGAUCGAGUCCGUGUGGACCGAGGAGCAACAAUACACCUUGACGAGCCACGGCAUCGCCAUGGAGGACAUCAAGGCCACCUACCGGCACAUCAGCACGCUGGAGGGCUACGCCCUGAGCCGUCACAGCAGCCUGGAGGAGCAGGAACGCCUGGUGCUGGACGUGGCCGCUGCCGUGCUGCGAGGCGCUCGGCGGGCGGACGUGGCGCCGCAGGGCUCCGUGAGCAGCGCGCGCAUCCUGCUCUGCUCCACCGAGCGGGAGCCAGAGGCCAUCUCCACCGUGCUGAUCCUGCAGCAGAUGGUGCAGCAGCAGCUCCGCAUCGCCACCUUCCGCGUUCGGAGUUUGAAGGACAUCGCGGCGGCCAGCAGCGCCUCCUUCGCGCUGGUCUUGUUGAGCAAGGGAGUCCUCGAGGACCCUGACUUCGCGCUCCAGAUCGGGCAGAUGCGAGCUCAGGCGUUGAGCUUUGUGCCCGUGAACGAUGGCACCUUCCAAUUCCCGCCAUCGGACUUCUACAUGCAGGCGGGUGAGAGCUGCGGGCUAGAUGUAUACGUAUGGUUGCUUUUCUCAGGUGGAGGAGGUCGGCGUGGCCGGGCUUGGCCCAAAUGCCGGGCGCAACUUGGCAAAGGCCUACCAGGCCAGCCCGUGUGA
Symbiodinium sp. CCMP2592 is the source of this 2238-nucleotide messenger RNA. The record is from the annotation of a GenBank genome assembly. NCBI's taxonomy places the organism in Eukaryota, Dinophyceae, Suessiales, Symbiodiniaceae.